Messenger RNA from Gopherus evgoodei (Goodes thornscrub tortoise), 4749 nucleotides. RefSeq names its product poly(A) binding protein cytoplasmic 1 like (gene PABPC1L). NCBI's taxonomy places the organism in Eukaryota, Metazoa, Chordata, Testudines, Testudinidae. Gene Ontology annotation, molecular function: poly(U) RNA binding; mRNA 3'-UTR binding; poly(A) binding. The transcript has 16 exons. Gene Ontology annotation, cellular component: cytosol; ribonucleoprotein complex; nucleus. The coding region runs from base 219 to 2126 and encodes 635 amino acids. The record is from RefSeq and is a predicted model, not a curated record.
GAGCCCCGGGCCCACCACCACCACGUACCGUUUGCAGCUGGCUGCGCUGCCAGCUGGGGGAGUGGCCGCCGGCCCCGCCUGCCCGGCAAGGGGAAGGGGCGGGGCCCGGCCCGGCCCGGGGAGCCCUGAGAGCUUCGCUCGCCUCUGGUAGCCGCCUCCUGCAGCGGAGCGGCUGGGUGUGAGAGCGUGACGGCCACGUUUAAGCUUUGUGGGUGACCAUGAACGCUAGUGGCCCUGGAUAUCCAUUAGCUUCUUUGUAUGUGGGAGAUCUUCACCCAGAUGUGACCGAAGCCAUGCUGUAUGAGAAGUUCUCACCUGCUGGACCAAUCAUGUCCAUCAGAGUUUGUCGGGAUGUUGCCACACGUCGAUCGCUCGGUUAUGCCUACAUAAAUUUUCAGCAGCCCGCUGAUGCUGAGAGGGCCUUGGACACCAUGAAUUUUGAAGUGAUCAAAGGUAGGCCCAUUCGAAUCAUGUGGUCCCAGCGAGACCCUGGCCUCAGGAAAUCAGGAGUUGGGAAUGUCUUCAUCAAGAAUCUGGACGACUCCAUUGACAACAAAGCCUUGUAUGAUACGUUCUCAGCCUUUGGGAAUAUCCUUUCUUGCAAGGUGGUUUGUGAUGAGAACGGAUCCCGUGGUUAUGGCUUCGUUCACUUUGAGACUCAUGAGGCAGCAAAUCGGGCCAUUGACACCAUGAACGGGAUGCUGCUCAAUGACCGCAAGGUCUUUGUCGGCCAUUUUAAAUCCCGUAGAGAGCGGGAGGCAGAAUUUGGGGCCCGGGCGAUGGAAUUCACCAAUGUCUAUAUCAAGAACUUUGGGGAUGAUAUGGAUGAUGACAGACUGCGGGAAAUAUUCUCCAAGUUUGGGAAGACGCUGAGUGUCAGAGUUAUGAUGGACGACACUGGUCGCUCGAAAGGGUUUGGGUUUGUCAACUUUGAGAAGCACGAAGAAGCCCAGAAGGCUGUGGCAGACAUGAAUGGGAAGCAGAUCAAUGGCCGGAUGGUGUUCGUUGGCCGAGCUCAGAAGAGGAUGGAGCGUCAGAGUGAACUGAAGCGUAAAUUUGAACAGAUCAAACAGGAAAGAGUGAGCAGAUACCAGGGGGUGAAUUUAUAUGUGAAGAACCUGGAUGAUGGUAUUGAUGAUGAGCGGCUGAGAAAGGAGUUCUCUCCAUAUGGUACCAUUACUAGUGCAAAGGUGAUGACAGAGGGUGGACACAGCAAAGGGUUUGGGUUUGUAUGUUUUUCCUCCCCAGAAGAGGCUACCAAGGCCGUGACGGAAAUGAAUGGACGGAUCGUCAGCACCAAGCCUUUGUAUGUUGCCCUCGCUCAAAGAAAGGAGGAAAGAAAAGCGAUUCUCACCAACCAGUAUAUGCAGAGACUGGCCACUAUGAGGGCCCUGCCUGGCCCUCUCCUUGGCUCCUUCCAGGCACCCACAGGGUACUUCUUGCCUGCCAUCCCACAGCCACAAACCAGAGCUACUUUCUACAGUCCUAGCCCAGUUGCCCCAGUCCGUCCUGCCCCUCGGUGGAGCACACAGCCCUCCAGGCCUCCCUCAGCCUACCACACGGCUACUCCAAUCCUGAGGGCUGCAGCUCCACCCAGGCGCCUGCUAUCCAACAUCAGCACCAUGAGACAGGCAUCUACCCAGGUGCCCCGAGUGCCACCGCAUGCCCAGAGAGUGGCCAACAUAGGGACCCAGACGCUUGGUGCCCGUGCACCCACCUCACCAUCCCUGCUGCGGGGCGUGCCACAGUAUAAGUACUCCUCAGCAGUGAGGAACAUCCAGCCGAUGGGAAGCGUGGCACCUAUGCUGGUACAGCAGGCUGGAGAACCUGCUGUUCAUAUUCAUGGGCAGGAGCCUCUGACUGCAUCCAUGCUCGCUGCAGCUCCCCCUCAGGAGCAGAAGCAAAUGCUAGGUGAACGCCUUUACCCCCUAAUCCAUGCCAUGCAUGCCUCCUUGGCUGGGAAGAUCACAGGAAUGCUGCUAGAGAUUGAUAACUCGGAGCUGCUGCUUAUGCUGGAAUCACCAGAAUCCCUCCACUCCAAGAUCGAGGAAGCGGUUGCAGUGCUCCAAGCACACCAGGCUACCGAAUCAUCGCUUAACAGCAGUGCUGCAACAUUUCUCCUAUGAGACCCAGAGGAGGGACUGUGAAGAACGCUUGGCUCAGAAGAUAAAGCAACUACAACCCUGACAUGCAUCACCACAUAUAUUGGAAGCAUUUAUUUAUUUUUUCUGUGUACAGACAGUGACACUGACUUGCAUUCAAAGCCCAGCGUUACUUUUUCUUUGUGCAUCUAAAACUUUGCAAAAUGAUUUUUCUCCAUAAAUGAACUGUAUGUAACACUGUCCAUGUGAGCUCUCUUCUGGCAAUCCUCACUGCUGAGUGCAGGUAGUAAAAAUGUUAACAAGGAGGCACGUGGUAGAAUGACCACCUCUCCUUGUGAGUGGCGAGGAGGGAGACACGAUUGGUUCAGUUGUAGUGUUCCAUGAGAUGACAAAUCAUCAGAGCUUGUCAUUUUUAGUAAGUUCUUUUGGGUUCUGUAAUGUUAUAUUUGUUCCUGUGGUUGACACCAUAAACAGCUGAUACAUCCACCCUCACUAUGUGCUCGUCACUGUCUUUCUUUCAAGAAGAAAUGGUUUCUUCUUUACAAAUGGCGGUAAAAGUGAUUAGACCUAAGGCUGAUCUUCAGCAAUAAGGGAGGGAUGGAUGGGUCAGAGGCCUAUAAUGUUCCUGAAAACUGACUAGGAGACAAAAGAGUAGGACUGAAUAGUCAAUUUUCAUCCUGGCAAAAGGCUAACAAUAGGCUGCCACAAGACUCUGUUUUAGGUCCAGUGUUUUAAUGCAUCUUCUUAAUGAUUUGGAAAGUGGGGGGAGCCAUGAAGCAGCAAAAUUUGUAGAUGACACAGUUGUCUGUUAGUCAAGACCAGAGAGGACCGUGAGGAACUUCAAAGAGAUGUAACCAAGCUAGGUGAAUGGGCAAAUGAAGCUUGGUGUUGAUAAAUGCAAAGUGAGAGGAAAAAAAUAAAUCAGUCUUGCUUGGUUCUAACUUAGCUGCAUGCAGUCAGGAAAGGGACCUGCUUGUCACUGUGUACUGCUCUGUGAAGACCUCUGUUCCAUGUACAGAUGUGGUCAAAAAAAGCAGACAUGGUAGGAUGCACAAGGAAUGGGAUGUAUAAUAUAGAAUAUAUUAGGAUAUCAUUAUUCUAGGCACAGCAGGUAGUGCUGCCUAUAAUUAAGGUUGCCUGACACAUUCCUUCAGUUGCUUGUAUCUUUGCCCAAACAGCUAUAGUUUGGCAUGUCCCAUGCUGGGUGUUUGCCUCUGCUGAACGCUAUUUAGGGGGGAUUUUGAUCAUGUAAUUAUAGACUAAUGAAUGCACAAUGACAUGGGGUGCUAAGGUAAGGUUGUACUGUCAGCCUUAAUUCUGGCAUUUCCUAACUUGAGUGCUUGGUUCUGCAACCUUAACACUUUCUAUGUAAUUUAUUUUCCAUGUAAUAGAGAUCACGGGUGCAGCCUCAUCUGGAAUACUGAGUGUAGUACUGGUCACUCCAUUUCAAAAAGGAUAUUGCAGAAAUAAAGGGAAAUGAGAGAAGGGCCACAAAAAUGACUGUGGGGAGAAAUUGGAAAAACAUGAUGAGAGACUGAAAAGAGUAGGAUCCUUCAUCUUAGAAGGGCGAUAAGAGGGGAUACAAAAUAUGGAAAAGUGAAUGUUAAAGAGAUGGCAGAGUGGGAGUUUCUGUUCUCCCUGCCUCUUAACACAGGAACAAGAGGACGUUCUGUGAAAUUCAACCAAAUUGUGCAACUCAUUGAGAUCAAGAACUAGUGUGGGGGACAGAUUACAGAAGAUGUAAGAAUGUCACACUAAGCCACUAUGAAGUAAAGCAUCUAGUGCUGGCCACCCUGGGAGACAGAAUCCUAGACUAGCUCAGAGCCUAGGUCUAUCGAGUAUGGAGACUCCUGUGAACGGGAGGGAUUCCAGUAGCAGGGACUGGGUUAAUCUGUUAUCUACAUAAUUUUUGUACCAAAGGAUUUUUAAGUGUUACAAACACAAAACAAUAUGAAUUGCUCUGCACACCACUGAAAUGCCAUUAUCUUGGCUAGAAAAUGUCAUUCUUCAUCCUACUCUCCAUUCUCAAUCGCAGCCAGUUUUGCUGUUUCAGUACUUGGCCUCUCUUGGGCAAAAACUCAAGUUUAGUGCCUGCAGAAAUGUUAGUAAUCAAUAAUGCACCUUGUUACUUAUGACACCCUACUCAGAGCUGGGACUGAACUGGCUGUCAGAAACACUUAGCAUUAAACUAUGUCCCUCGUGGACUUCCUAGUCAGAGAUGGCAAAGAUGUACAGUUUAUUGCAUACAACUGAAGGGGGAGAGGAGAUGGGGAAAACUGUGAGGGAAGCUAAGGUCUAUAAGCAGCAAUCACAUGGGUAAGAGCGAGUGUAACUGCUACCUCCUGGGUAGAACCACUCCUGAGCUCCAGCAGAAAUAGGUCUUGGCCCAGGACAGAAGAGGCUAACAGGAGAUGAUGCUCCCUUUCUCCUGUGUUCUGAUGAUGUCCUUUGGCUACCUUCUGUGAAAAGCUUCUAUAUGAAUGUGCUGUGCUCCCUCCUGCAUGUGUUCACAGUUAGUACCUGGAGCUUAGGCUCCAUAAUAGAAAGCUGUUUUUCAUUGUUGUUUGCCUGAUUUUUCUCAUCUAAACACUUCCAGUUUGGGGUAAAGAAAGUGUAGUUCAAUGUGAGAUGAACACUAUGAGUACCA